UCAAAAUUUAUUAUCGUCACGUUGUGCGCCAACAAUUAAAAAAUCUUGUUUUAACAGAAAAUGGGAAGUAACAAGCCAAUAUUCAGGGAUUUAAAUGCGGAUGAUCCUGACCACGAAGCUACCAUUGUAGAAUCACUGUGCAUGAAUUGUCAGGAAAAUGGCACUACCAGGCUUCUACUAACUAAAAUUCCGUUUUACAAGGAGGUCGUUUUAAUGUCGUUUUCUUGCGAAAAAUGUGGCUUUGAAAACAAUGAAAUUCAAUCUGGUGCUCCAGUAGCUGACAAAGGUGUGAAAAUCACGUUGAAUGUGCAAAAUCAAAAUGAUUUAAACAGACAGGUUGUAAAAAGUGAUUAUAGUAAUGUAAAAAUUGUCGAAUUGGAUUUUGAAAUACCAGCAAAAAGUCAGAAAGGAGAGAUAACAACAAUAGAAGGAAUCAUAGACAGAAGCAUAGCAGGACUUGAACAAGAUCAGGUUCUUAGACGAAUACAGCAUCCGGAGGUAGCACAGCAAAUAGAUGAUUUUAUACAAAAAUUAAAAGAUCUUAAAGGACAGCCAUUCACUCUUAUCAUAGAGGACAUUUCUGGUAACAGCUUUAUUCAAAAUCCAAAUGCACCUCAAAUUGAUCCAAUUUGUACCACACAAUAUUUUACUAGGACUAAAGAACAAAAUCAUGAUUUGGGAAUUUUUACUGAGGAGGAAGUUACUGGGGAAGAAGAUAAAUCUAAAUCUACUGUACUUCAUUUGACCAAAGAGGAAUUUACAUUGGAAAAUUGGCAAGAGGAAGUACUGCAAUUUCCAACUAAUUGUUCUAGUUGUGGGUCACCAUGUCACACAAAUAUGAAAUUAACAAACAUACCACAUUUUAAAGAAGUGGUAAUAAUGGCCACAACAUGCGACUACUGUGGACAUCGUACCAACGAAGUUAAAAGUGGAGGCGGGGUGGAACCUAAAGGUCUUGAAAUCCAAGUGGACGUUCGCAACAAGGAAGAUUUAACUAGAGAUGUGCUCAAAUCUGAAACUUGCUCCCUCCAAAUACCUCAGUUGGAACUAGAUGUGGGGCCACACGCGCUUGGAGGCCGAUUUAGUACGGUGGAGGGCAUCGUGACGGCAAUGAGGGACCAGUUGUGCGACUCGGGACAUUCACAUUUAUUCGGCGACUCCGCAGAUGAAGCGUCGAAAAAGAAGUUUAAAGAAUUUAUGGAGAAGUUUGAGGACAUUCUUAACUGUAGAUUGCCUGUAACUAUUGUGCUUAGAGAUCCUGCUGGAAACAGUUUUGUACAGAGUCUAAGAGAUGAUGGUGAAUCAGACGAAGGUCUACGGAUAAAUCACUUCGAACGGAGUUUUGAAGAAAAUGAGGAACUUGGUUUAAAUGAUAUAAAAACAGAUAAUUAUUAAACUAUGAUUUCUACAAAUUAUGUUAAUAAAAGCGCAAUAUUCCAUU
Aethina tumida (small hive beetle) is the source of this 1441-nucleotide messenger RNA. It is a transcript of the gene Zpr1, whose product is annotated as zinc finger protein ZPR1. NCBI's taxonomy places the organism in Eukaryota, Metazoa, Arthropoda, Insecta, Coleoptera, Nitidulidae. The coding region runs from base 61 to 1395 and encodes 444 amino acids. The record is from RefSeq and is a predicted model, not a curated record. Gene Ontology annotation, cellular component: nucleus; cytoplasm. Gene Ontology annotation, molecular function: zinc ion binding. The transcript has 6 exons.